UCUUUUCUAUUACAGCCGAGGUGAAUAGUCUCGAUGUCGGUGAGAAUGUCCGGAGCUCACGCGGAGUGCGUGAUUAAAAACAUUAUCCUCGAAAUCGUGCACGAGAGCGCCGCGAGAGGUCACGUGGUGUCGGACACGCUGGCCGCGUUCAUGGUGAAAGCGGUGGUGCUGGACCCGAGGAAUGGGUUCAACGUUGACCGAACGCUGACGAUACAAGACGUGCAGAAACUCCAAGAGCUGUGUCUGGAUAAGCUCUCGGAGCAGUGCAGCCCGUCGCUGGACACCAUCAAGAUGCAAGUGUACUUUGACAUAAGCUACACCUCCCGGCGUGAGUUCCUGGAGGAAGUCCACCGGGCGGCGGAGUCGAGGCUGAGCGCCGUGAGCAGAGAGAUCACCGACAGCAGAGCGAAGACGGGCGACGACAUGGCCGCCUUGUACCGCAGAAUCGUGGCUUACAUGCAGCUGAGCUCCGGCUUGGUCUCGCCGACGGACCGCCACGCCGAGCAAGAGGCCGCGGCCGCCCUGCAGAGCGUCUUCCCUCAGACCGAACUGGGAGCCUUCAUGGUGCUCCUGAAGAGGGACAAGGAGCAGCAGCUCCGCGAGCUCGCCACCGUCGUCACGGGGAUCCGACUCUUCAACAGGGCCGGCGGGGCGGGAGGCGAGGAGGCCGGCCUCCGCGAACUAACGUCCGCGCUUCUCAGCGAAGUUCUCCCAGUCGCCGGCAGCGGCGUGGAGCAGGACCUGAGCGCGUCGCAGGCCUCGGCGUGGAGGUACACGGCUCUGCAGGAGCGGCCGGCCGGAGGACGCCACGACGCGCCCACCGCCGUCCUGCGGGCGCUCUACAACGUCCGGCAGCACGAAGCCUUCCUCAAAAUGUUACUGUCCGACUUACGUUUAGGCGCCCAGCGAGUCGAGACCCUGCAGACUGAGCUGGCCUCACAGAUGAAGAUGCUGAAGGAAACCGUCCAAUCACAGACGGCCGUACCGACCGCCAAGGUUUUCCCGCUGUUCAAGUCGUUGUCCAAGCUGUGGUCCGGCCUCCGGGACGAGGCCGAGCUGCUGAGCAUCCUCGGCGACAUCGCCCGCAACCUGCGGCCCUUCGUCGCCUCUCAGGCCGAGAUCUUUCCCCGGGAGUACGUGGACGGCCUGCUGGAGGCGGCGGAGGUGAAGACGGACGACCAGAGGAUGGCGGAGUCCUCGGGUGAGCGUCUCGCUCCGGCUGAGAUGGAGUCGCAGGAUUGGCUCCUGCCGGAAACAACCGUCGGCUUCAACGAGCUGCCGCUGCAGUACAACGGCGUCUGUGGCUCCACGCUCGUGAGCAGAGACGGGCUUCUGCUCCCAGGUAACCCACACAUCGGGGUUCUGAAACACGAGGAGAAGCUCUACGUCUUCAGCUCCAGAGAAGCCGCCCUGACGUUUGCCUCCAGCCCAGGCGACUUCGUUGCAGAGGUGGCGGAGAAAGCCAAGCUCUUCCCCGAACUCAUCCAGCUCCUCGGACUCCACCAGCAGUUCUCCUGCGUCGGCCCUUACUCCGAGCUUCAACCAGGAGAGAGUUUCCCGGGGAAUCUCGUCACCAAGUGCGAGAGCGGCACGCAGACCGAUGUCCACCCGCCGGAGGCGAACGUCGUCGGGUCGUACGACUGGAACGAGUGGGAGCUGCGGAGGAAAGCCAUCAAACUGGCGGAUCUCAGGACCAAGCUGACGCGCUCGGUGCAGACGGAUCUGAGCCACAUGAGGCGGGAAAGCGCCACUCAGACCUGGCUGCCCAGGAACGCCGCCUGCCAGAGCAAGAGGGAGGGCGGGAGCAACGUGCCCAAGCCUCAGGUCUACGUGGCCGGUCUGAGGGGCCAGAGACACGGACGCGUGGUCAAAACCAACCUGACCAGGCCCGUGGAGGAGAAAUGACCGGGUUAGGGCUAA
Molecule: messenger RNA, 1920 nt
Organism: Pseudoliparis swirei
Lineage: Eukaryota; Metazoa; Chordata; Actinopteri; Perciformes; Liparidae
Gene: cfap206
Product: cilia and flagella associated protein 206
Exons: 12
Coding region: 34-1905 (623 amino acids)
Biological process (GO): regulation of flagellated sperm motility; regulation of cilium beat frequency; sperm axoneme assembly
Cellular component (GO): axoneme; ciliary basal body
Source: RefSeq, a predicted model, not a curated record